Molecule: messenger RNA, 3560 nt
Organism: Chelonus insularis
Lineage: Eukaryota; Metazoa; Arthropoda; Insecta; Hymenoptera; Braconidae
Product: acetylcholinesterase-like
Exons: 7
Coding region: 442-2475 (677 amino acids)
Biological process (GO): choline metabolic process; acetylcholine catabolic process
Cellular component (GO): plasma membrane
Molecular function (GO): acetylcholinesterase activity
Source: RefSeq, a predicted model, not a curated record
CUACUAGCAAGCUCAGUGCGGCUUGAACCGUUUGCCGGCCUACAUCUCGUGCGUGUCAACAAAGUGUGACUGGUGUUCUUCUCUCUUCUCACAAUCUCACUAUUGUCAUCAUACGAAAGAAUAUAAUUCCUCCUAAAUAAAUAAAUAAUUAUUUACAAAAAAUCGAAAUAAACUUUGUCUCAUUCCGUCCGUGCGUCAUAUCAAGAUUUCACAUUUCAUCAUCAAAAAAAAAGACAGUAAGGACGAUGACUGAUAAUGCGGUAAUGUAGCUGAUGAUAAGAGCUAUUCAAGAAUCAACCCUUCUCCAGUAUUCAGCUUCUUUCAAUUAUUGGAAUUAGCUCUUUUAGAGGCGUCAACACUCGCCGCUCAUUAACGGACCAGGCGUCGCGACGUCAUCGACGUGAGGCGUGAAGGGGAGCGGAAAGGAGUGGCGCGAGGACGAUGGCAAUGACGAGAGGUCGAAGCGCCCUCCUGAACUUUGAAACAUUUGUAGUACUGACGGUGGUCAUUGCGUCGACUCUAGACUUGGUCGCGAGGGCUUCGCCCUCACCACAUCGAAGCAGACACCAUGCGGAUCUGUCACAUGAAGAACUGGGCCAACAUGAACAUCAACAACAACAACAAAAGAGCAAGAUGACUUUGGACAAUUUUGGAUCAAUCAAAGCUGAAUCAUUGACAUCAGGCUCUGAUGAUCCACUGGUUGUCCAAACUAAAAAAGGUCGGGUGAGAGGUAUCACUCAGACAGCUUCGACUGGUAAACAAGUUGACGCCUGGUAUGGUAUUCCAUACGCACAAAAGCCUCUCAAAUCGCUACGAUUCCGGCAUCCUCGGCCUCCAGAUCGGUGGGAUGGAAUUCUCAAUGCUACGACGCAGCCCAACAGCUGUGUCCAAAUCUAUGACACCGUCUUUGGGGACUUUGCUGGUGCCAUGGUAUGGAAUCCAAACACUCAACUUAGCGAGGACUGCCUGUAUAUCAACGUAGUCGUACCUCGACCCAGGCCGACAAACGCCGUCGUGAUGGUAUGGAUUUUCGGUGGUGGCUUCUACUCCGGCUCCGCCACACUUGACAUCUAUGAUCCGAAGACUCUUGUUUCCGAGGAGAAUGUGAUCCUGGUGUCCAUGCAGUACCGGGUGGCUAGUUUGGGCUUUUUAUAUUUUGGUACUCCAGACGUACCAGGUAAUGCUGGGCUUUUUGACCAGAUGAUGGCGCUUCAGUGGAUCAGGGAUAACAUCGCUGCAUUUGGUGGUAAUCCAGACAACGUAACGCUCUUUGGUGAGAGCGCCGGCGCAGUUUCUGUAUCAAUGCAUUUACUUUCACCACUUUCAAGACACCUCUUCAACCAGGCGAUUAUGCAGUCCGGUUCACCAACGGCUCCUUGGGCGAUGAUCUCGCGGGAGGAAUCAUUUGAAAGGGGAUUACGUUUAGCUGAAGCAGUAGGUUGUCCUCAUGACCGGAAAAAUCUUCAGGCUGUCAUUGAUUGUCUUGCCGCUGCUGAUCCUUUGGAUUUAGUCAACAAUGAAUGGGGUACUCUAGGUAUUUGUGACUUUCCUUUUGUCCCAGUCAUUGAUGGAUCCUUCCUUGAUGAAACUCCUCAGCAAUCAUUAGCAACAUCAUCCUUUAAAAAGGCCAACAUUCUCAUGGGAUCCAAUACUGAGGAAGGCUUCUAUUUCAUCAUUUACUAUCUAACUGAACUCUUUCGCAUCGAUGGCGCUGAAGAUGUCAAAGUCUCGCGGGAAGAAUUCAUUCGAGCUGUAUCGGAACUUAAUCCUUACGUUAAUCAAAUUGCUCGUCAUGCUAUUAUUUAUGAAUAUACUGAUUGGCUACAUCCAGAUGAUCCAAAUGGCAAUCGUAAUGCGAUUGAUAAAAUCGUUGGAGACUAUCAAUUUACCUGUAACGUCAAUGAAUUCGCCUCGAGAUACGCUGAGACUGGCAAUACUGUCUAUAUGUACUACUACAAGCACAGAUCUCUCAAUAGUCCUUGGCCAAAAUGGACUGGUGUCUUGCAUGGCGAUGAAAUCAAUUAUAUCUUUGGCGAACCACUUGACCCAGCAAAAGGAUACACCAAGGAGGAAGUUAUCCUCUCCAAGAGGAUAAUGAGAUACUGGGCCAAUUUUGCUAAAACUGGAGAUCCCAACAUGGGUGAUGACGGUUCAUGGGCUGAUGCAUUCUGGCCACAACAUACAGCAGCAAAUCAAGAAUAUCUCACAUUGGACACCAACGUAACUGAAAUUGGUCAGGGUAUAAGAACGCGUCAAUGUGCAUUUUGGAAAAAAUAUCUACCACAACUGAUAGCUGCCACUUCUAAAAUGGAAAUGGAAUCAUGUAGCACUAAUUCAGCACCAAGCAUCAAUGCCAACACUCUAACAUUCAGCCUGGCGUUGACGAGUCUCUUAAUAUUCUCAGGAAUGACCAUCAUUACUUUUCCAGCUAGAGGCAUCAUCAAGUCAACAAAAGAUACAGUCAGAUCACUUUAAAUUAUUUUUACCCAUCCCUUAUACUUCCAUUCAUUCUACCAUUCCUUAUUCUUCCUACUCUUCAAACUUAUUCAGAUUCUACAUUGUUCCAUUAUGAAAAUAAAAAUUCACUUCCAUUCCUGAUUUUUCGCUUUAUGAUAUGUAACUCGAAUUGACUUGAUUGAUUUAUUCCAUCAAUUCAUAAUUCAACUGCAUUUCAAUAUACAAUCGCAAACAUAUCAAGAUGACGCUCUGGUAAGUAACGUUCUACUUCAAAAGAUCGAAUGACAACCUUUUUUUUUUCUCUAUAUUUCUACUAGAUAAAAUUUUAUAUUUGAUAUUGAAUUCAAUCACAAACUUUAUCUGAAGUUUCAUUUUUUCAUACAAAGGAGACACCAAUGUACGAAAAUCAUAUUUAGAUGUUGAAGGCUUUGAUAGGUGAAAAAAAAAAAAAAAGAAUUUUUCUAAUAAAAUUGUGAUAAACAAGAUAUAAUGAAAAAUUGAUAUUAUGAGAUAGAUUGAUUACUUCAGAUUUGAUGUUUGUAAAUGAAUUUAUUAGAGAGUUAAUUUAAAUAUUUCCUAGAGAUUGAUUAAAUUGUAAGAAGCUUAAUUACAAAUAACUGAUGAAAGGUUCAACUUUUUUUCUACUUAAUUUUUACUUUAACAUUAUCUAGAAGAAAACUAUGAUUUUACUCUGUCUACUUUAAGAGCCAAUAACAUGGUGAUAAAUUGAGUUAUAGACUUGAUUUAAAGCUUAAAUUCCUUGGAAAAACAUUCACUAAAAGUUUUUAUAUAUACUUGUAAAAGAAGAUGGAUUAAAACGAAAUUUCUCAUAAUGAAAUAAUAAAUUUUAAAAUAUAAAAAAUAAUUAGAAAUUUUUUUUAUUUAUUUUAAUUAAAUAUAAUACCUUAAUGUGUUAAUAAUUAACUUAUUUGUCUCAUUUUCGCAAAUAGAGACACUAUUCAUUCAAACCAUCUAAUUUUGUCAACUCUAUGUUAAAUUCAAACGAAUUUUUGAAGAGAACGUAUGUCAAUCCAGACGUCAAACAAAAAAAAAUUCUUUAACGAAAAAAAUAAAGAGAAAAUGUGAAUGAAUGUAAUGCUUUA